GUAAUUAACCAAAAAAAGGAAAUAAUUAUAUAAACAUUAUUUCUUUAGUCAAAUAAAGAAGAGAGGGCUAUUUAUACACUAGCCUCUUACUCUCACUCAUUGAAGAGGACCAUUUUUAAGUAAGGCAAAGCUUGUGUGAAUCUGAUCAAAGCCCUUAAUCUUUUCAUAUAAACUAUUUACUAUCCUUAAAACUUUUCCCAUCUCUUCUCCUAUCUUAAAGUUAACGUGUGGUGAGAGAUUUUAUGGGGAGAGCAACGUGGUUCGACGCCGACGGAACGAAGAGAGGAGAAUGGACGGAGGAGGAAGACCAGAAACUCGUCGCUUAUAUCGACGAAUACGGCGUCGGUGACUGGCGUUUCCUCCCUGGCAGAGCUGGCAAAUUCACUCCUCAAGAAGAACAAGCUAUCAUCAAUUUACAUUCUGUUCUCGGGAACAGGUGGGCAGCCAUAGCACAGCAGAUGCCCAAUCGAUCAGACAAUGACAUCAAGAACCAUUGGAACUCUUGUCUCAAGAAAAGACUCGAGAGAAACGGAGUUGACCCAAUGACCCACCAGCCUAUCAUCAAUAACCUCGCCGUCAAAACUCCGUUGUUUAACACAGAAUGCAGCAGCUCUUCUUCCGCGAGGGCGAGUCCAUCUUCUUCCUCCUUCUCCUCGUCCUCCGGCUCAGCCCAUCUCCUUAACAAGAUCGCCACUGCUAUCUCAUCUAGACAACACUGUGUCGACAACGUGAUCAAGAACAUCUUGUCGGAUCCGAGAAUCACAAGCAUCCAUGGUCAAGACGACCUGGAAGUAGAAGAGUUGAAGAAGGAUGAUGAGAAGAUUCUAGCUAGUGAUUAUCAAGAAGAUGAUAUUCUGAUGUGGGACGACGAGAAAAUUAGGCGUUUCAUGGAGGAGAUUGGUGUUAUGGAGUUGGAAACGAUGUCGUACGAUGGAGUCUAUAGACUAUAAAUACUAUCAUUUGGAGUUUUCAUACUUACCUACUUAAUGAACAUAUUAAUAUUUC
This is a messenger RNA of Arabidopsis arenosa, 1005 nucleotides long. The record is from the annotation of a GenBank genome assembly. Lineage: Eukaryota; Viridiplantae; Streptophyta; Magnoliopsida; Brassicales; Brassicaceae.